AUUGCAAUGAAUUCGUUGGAUCAAGUGGUCAAUUUGAAGGUAAGGAUUACAAACCUUCUAGAUGAGUCGAUCUCGGGCACUAUUCAUGCAUUUUCACUAAAACAAAGAGUCUUAGCACUCAAACUUACACCUACACAGGCGGGUAAGUCCACACCAUCUUUGCAGCCCGUGAAUGACCUGUACAAGAUCAUGAACACUUCCUUCAUAAAAUCUAUCACAGUGCUUCCACCGUUCCCAAAAAAACACCAACGUUCACUUGACCAACCAGCGCAUGUUCCUAAACUUAAUGUGGCCAAGCUCGAAGAAGCUUUAAACCAGAUGCUAUCCAAAGCGAACCAGACUAUGCCCAAACAUUCACCCCAGCCAAGUCCUGUGCCGACGGGCAUCAAGAAGAGCGAGUCUCCAGCUUCAAAAGUUUACGCGAAACUUUUGGUGAAAUUAGGCAAAGAGAACGUCCAGUGGCAAGGAAAUGAUUCGAUUUUAUUGUUCAAGGAGGUGGCGGUUUCCAAGCCCUACGCGCUCAGUAGAAUCAGCAAUUCCAAACGGACACAGUCUUCCAAAUAUCUCGAAAAAGCAAAGACAGCUUUAAGAGAGAUAUGGUUGGCCGACGACAACUCUACCAAAGGCGGCUAA
Metschnikowia bicuspidata var. bicuspidata NRRL YB-4993 is the source of this 633-nucleotide messenger RNA. RefSeq lists its product as uncharacterized. The annotation marks the transcript as partial. The record is from RefSeq and is a predicted model, not a curated record. NCBI's taxonomy places the organism in Eukaryota, Fungi, Ascomycota, Pichiomycetes, Serinales, Metschnikowiaceae. The transcript has a single exon.